AUGGUAACUAAAACAUCAUUAACAACGCCCUCAUGUUGCAAUUGUUUUGUUUUUCCUCUAAACACUCCAACAACUAAGAUAAAAAUGCUACAACUACGAAAACAGCAAAAAUCAUUACAAUUUCCAUGUUUUUCUCGUUUAAAAUUUUCCUCCACAUUAUUUUCUUUGUUACAAAUAAUUUUGUUUUGUGGGUGUUUACAAGCAGUUUCCUCUUAUUUUGGUUUGCCAUAAUUUUAAUACCCCAAAAAUCUCAUAUCUUCUUCAGUUCUGGCAAGGUACUCAACUCUACCUGUUCGACAACACUUA
Messenger RNA from Meloidogyne enterolobii, 306 nucleotides. NCBI's taxonomy places the organism in Eukaryota, Metazoa, Nematoda, Chromadorea, Rhabditida, Meloidogynidae. The record is from the annotation of a GenBank genome assembly.